Symbiodinium sp. CCMP2592 is the source of this 3732-nucleotide messenger RNA. The record is from the annotation of a GenBank genome assembly. NCBI's taxonomy places the organism in Eukaryota, Dinophyceae, Suessiales, Symbiodiniaceae.
AUGUCGGUCACUGAUUCCGCCGCAAAUUUCCGUGCGAGGGCCAUCGCGCUGGGGCUUGAUGAGGCCGUUCUGCAGAAGAUCGUCGACGGGGGUAUUGACACAUUGGCCAAGUUUGCCUUUUCGUCUUCAUACACCCCGGGCGCUCAGGAUGAGAAGCCUUUUCUUGAUUCCAUCGCAACUCUUCUGGGUAGGGAUGGUAGCGUGGGAGAAUUGUCAGUACUUCGACGCUUAUUCCAUGAAUCCUACUCGCUCACCUCUGCUGAGUUGAAGCAGUCAGUGGAACGUGUCGAGGACGGGCCUGUCAAGAGAUUGGCUCAGCCAGACAGGGCCGACCGGUUGGCCAAGCAACAGAAACGCUUACCUGGGAUAAGCAUCCGAGGUCCUCUUGAGCCAUCUGAUCGACUCGUGGAUCGUUGCGUGGCGAUCUAUGAGGAAAACCGGCUUGUCUACGUUGAGCUUUCAGCCUGCACCUCUAAGGAAGAUGAAAUUAAGCAAGCCACGCUCAAGGAGGACAGGCAUCUUGUCGUAGAAAGCGGGGGAAAUGUUCGACUCAAAGGCCUGGUGAACAACAAGAUGGAUGCAGACAUUUCCUCUGAUUUGCUCAUGCGGUAUGCUCUUACUAGGCGUGGCCUAGCGAUGGAGCAAGCGGGAAUCAUCUCAUAUACACUGCAUGACGCAUGGACCGAGCAACUGCUCGCGUGCCGUUUCCGAGAACCCCCGACAGGGUACAGCCGCGUUUCCUUGCAACAGGUCAUUCAUGCUGACAGGCAAUUCUUCAUCAAACUUGCCGAGCUCACCCGGGAAGGAAUACAGCUUCAGGCGAAGGGUAGACCAUGUGAUUUGCACUUCGAGACAGCUCGCAAUCACCCGGAUGUGGCGCACCUAAUGCAACCCCUUCUUGCAGCGGUGCCUAGACCAGACCCCACAUGGACGCCCCGAAAAGGCGACGGCAAGAACGGCAAGGGAGGUAAAGGUCAGAAGGGCGGUAAAGGGAAGCGGGACACCACUGCCAUCACUGCUGCGAUGCCUAAGGAGAUUGCUGAUGGGGGGUUAUCUUUCACGCCUAAAGGGUACGCAAUCUGUUGGGAUUAUAAUCUCAAUAGAUGCAAGCGCAGAGUCGGAGCCGAUACAGGUAUGAGCGUUGAUGCAGCCGGCGGUGCUUCCGCCGAAAUCCUUUCACAACAGUUGCUUGAGGCUGACAGGUUGCCCACUCCAGAGGAGAUUGAAGAGCUCGUUAGCCUCUUGCCGCAUGGCGAGUUGACCGGCGAACGCCGGAGCAACGCGACUGCAUUGCAUGCAGAUAGCCAGAAUGCCUUCAUCCCAAACUUGGUCGUUCCACUAAACAGGUUUUCUGGUGGUGGGAUUUGGGUGGAAUCCGAUGUUGGCAAAGAGCGUUUGACAGUCGAUGGCCAAGAGCUGCUGGGUCGGCGAAUGGUCCUUAUCGGAUACUCUGUACAAGGCGGUGAGAUGCUUCAAGACUCGGAUAAGGUUGAGCUGAAAGCCUUGGGGUUCGCACUUCCAUCGCAGUACCCCGCCACCGGCAACCAGGUGGCUGAGCAAGCGUGUUUUGCGGACUUCAGGAAUGGGACCAGCAGCCCGCCACUUCUUGAGCAAAGGCCGGCAUAUGAUCCACAGCACAUCGGCGAUCCGUCGAGGAGUCCAGUGCAAGGGAAGUUCUUGAAACCUACCCAGUUCUUUAUGUCCACGCUGAGCCGCCUUAUGCCACGUUUGGGCCACAGCAGGUAUUCCUUGGACCUUGGAACACCCAAAGGUGGAGUCGUCACACACCCUCCCGAAUUCUGCAAACAUGUCGUCCAAGCAAUUGCGCGGCACCAUGGACUUGCUUGCCCCGACGUGGCUUUGUCAUCCACGCCAGCUGGUGUUGCCCAGCAAAAGAGAGGCAAACCUGAAGCUUCGCUACUGCCUGAGUUCGGCAAGGUCUUGCAGGUAGAUGUCGAUCAAGUUCCGCCAGUGAACCACAAGCAGUGCCUCACUCGCCCGUUGGGCGAGGUGCCAGCAGGAUCCAAGCUCAUCGCCACGUCUCUUCUCAGGGGUGAUGCGGGUGGCGAUGCGGGUAACGAGGGUAAGAAAUUUCGCCUUUCUUUAGGAGUUUUUGCCACGCCAGAUGAGUUCGUUGAUGCGGCCAAGGACUUGCUACAUCCUUUUGCUGCUUCGGCUGUUCUGUCGCCUAUCGUGAAAAGGCGUUUGUUUGAGGCCUUGACCAAAGGUCCUGAAUGGGUUCAGCGACAACGGUGCUCCAAAUUGAAAUUGUGGCUUAGCUGGGCCAAAGAACUGCAAGUUGCCGAAGGAGAAAUGAAAGGUAAGCUAGAUCCUGACAUUGGCCGCGUGCUUCGAGGCAAGCGCUUGUUGCUUCUUAAGCGUAUUGCUGAUGAUAUGGACUGGCCCGACAAGGAUUGGUUGGGUGAGCUCUUGGAAGGGUUUGACUUAGUCGGUAGUCAGAAGCACACCGGGGUCUUCAAGCGAGAGUUGCGACCACAAGCAAGAACUAAGGCGGACUUUCUUGAUGCUAGCAAGUUCUUGCGACCGGCACUUCUGGGCAAGGUCGCCUCUGAGGGUCUGAACGAGCAUUCUCAGGAACUCUGGGACAAGACCUUGGAAGAGGUGACGGACGACCUUCUUGAAGGACCUCUGACGCAGGAGGAGGUUCAUGCCAGACAUGGUGACCAUUGGGUCCCGGUUAGGAGGUUCCCGGUGGUACAAUCUUCAGCGGGCAAGAGGAAGCUUCGACCGAUUGAUGAUUUUUCGGAGAAUCUAGUCAACGGUUCUUUUUCGUAUGCCGAUAAGAUUGACUUGCGUGCCCUUGACGAAAUCAUUGCCAUCUGCCGAUGCUGGACCCAGGCAUGCACUUCAGAACAUCAGUUCUUUUUCGCGAUGCCUGAAGGGCCACCGUUGGUGGGCCGUGUCCACCCUCUGUGGGUCAGCGGGGCUUGGGAGCCUUUGCUUACAACGUUCGAUUUGAAGAAUGCUUAUCGGCUUAUCGUCAAUUCCCAUUGUCACCAGGCAGCCGUGCUCAUGCGAUCAUUGCACUGUUGGAUUCAGUUCUCAGACUCGCAAAUCAUGGGACGUACCGGCAAACUAGCUUUGGCCGAGUUGCGAGCCUCAUCGGCCAGGCAUGCUGACAAGUUCCGUCUUGGAGAGCAGGAGGUUAGGGCCUUUGAUUUCUUGGUCAGUCGACUGUCCUUUGGUGCUCCUAGGGUUGUACCCUGCUCGGUUCCUCCGAAACCGAUUCUUGUCUUUACCGAUGGCGCCAGCGAAGGAUCUAUCCACACAGUGGGGGGAAUCAUGUUUGACCCGCGAGAACAACAACCGAAGUACUUUGCUUGCCAUGUGUGCGACAGUGUCGUCUCGACCUGGUCCCGGGACCUUCAGCACAUCAUAGGUCCAGUCGAGGCCUACGCUGUGCUCACAGCGAGAAAGGUCUUUCAUCAGUCUCUGUCGGGACAAUAUUGCGUGUACUUCAUUGAUAACGACGGGGUACUGCUUAGCUACAUCAAGGGUACGUCUUCUAGCAAACCUAUGCGAGACAUUUUGCUGAUGUGGGAGUCCCUGGAGAUGCAUGCUCACACGUGGGCGUGGUGGGCUCGUGUGCCAUCCGCAUCCAACCCAGCCGAUGCGCCGUCAAGAGGCGAGCUGGAUGAGCUUGUCAAAGCUGGGGCAUUGCGUGUGGAUUGUGAUUGCCCGCUUACCGGUACAAGACUUGUCGACUUGUAA